GAUUUUUUUUUUAGGGAAAGCUCGGGAGCUUGGUUCAAAUCGGACAAUAUCAUACCAGAACGGUCGAACAAACAUGAGCCAAGAAAGACUCUAUAUAUAAUAAGUUGGGCAAAGCUAGGUACAAGUACUAGGCUUUACUAGGAAAGAGUAAAACACAUAAUGGCUUCUAAACCUGGUAUUCUCACAGAAUGGCCAUGGACAAACCUUGGCAAGUUUAAGUACUUGGUAUUGGCACCAUUUGUUGUUCAUAGCAUAUACUCAUACAUGAAGGAUGGGGAUCUUGGAUAUGUGAUCAUACUUCCAUAUCUAGUCUUUAGAUUUGUCCAUAACCAGAUAUGGAUAUCGCUAGCGCGCUACAGAACUGCUAAGGGUGAUAAUCGGAUUGUUGAGAGAAGCAUUGAAUUCGAUCAAGUCGACAGAGAAAGUAACUGGGAUGAUCAAAUCAUAUUUAACGGGCUAUUGUACUAUAUCGGAUACCUGAGGAUGGAGCAAGUUCAUAACUUGCCGCUGUGGCGGACUGAUGGGAUGAUUAUAGUUGCAUUGAUGCAUAUUGGUCCUGUUGAGUUUGUCUAUUACUGGUUUCACAGAGCUCUGCAUCACCAUUUUCUCUAUUCGCGUUAUCAUUCUCAUCACCACUCGUCCAUCGUUACUGAGCCCAUCACAGCAUUUGUUCAUCCGUUUGCUGAGAUCAUAGCGUAUUAUGGCAUCUUUGCUAUUCCAGCAGUCGCAACAGCACUCACCGGGACUAGUUCGAUAGCUUCAUUUGCACUUUAUGUCAUCUUUACCGAUUUCAUGAACAACAUCGGCCAUUGCAACUUUGAGGUCAUUCCUAAGUGGAUAUUCUCGAUCUUUCCACCUCUCAAGUACUUGAUAUAUACGUCCUCGUUCCACUCACUACAUCAUACUCAAUUCAGAACAAAUUAUUCUCUGUUCAUGCCAUUAUAUGACUUCGUAUUUGGUACAAUGGACAAGUCGUCAGACACACUGUACGAAAAGUCACUUGCGAAAAAAGCUGAAGUGCCUGAUGUGGUGCACCUUACACACCUAACAACCCUACAAUCCAUCUAUCAUCUCCGACUUGGGUUCUCAUCUUGGGCCUCGAAGCCUCACACCACAACCUCUAAGUGGUAUUUGUUGUUAAUGUGGCCUGUCACGCUAUGGUCAAUAAUGAUCACUUGGAUUUAUAGUCACACAUUUGUUGUCGAGAGGAAUUUGUUCAAGGAUCUCAAAUUGCAAACUUGGGCUAUUCCAAAGUUUCGCAGACAAUACUUUAGCCAGUGGCAAAAAAAGAGUAUUAAUAAAUUGAUCGAGGGAGCCAUCAUGGAAGCAGAUCGGAAAGGCAUAAAGGUUUUGAGCCUCGGUCUCUUAAAUCAGGAAGAGAAAUUGAAUAGCAAUGGUGAAGCUUACACAAGGAAGCAUCCCGAGCUGAAAGUGAAAGUGGUAGACGGAAGCAGCCUAGUUGUUGCCGUGGUUCUCAACUCCAUUCCUAAAGGAACUUCCCAAGUAGUACUUCAAGCCCGUAGUUUGUCUAAAGUUGUUUGCUCUAUUGCCCUUGCCUUGUGCCAACGAGGAAUUAAGGUUGUCACAUUAGACGAAGAAGUGUAUAAGAGACUUAAAGAGAGGUUUACACCCGAGGAUGCAACUAACUUGGUCUUGUCGGGAAGCACUGGUGUUUCAAAGACGUGGCUAGUAGACGAUGGAUUGAGUGAAGCUGAACAAUUGAAAGCACCAAAAGGAACAUUGUUUAUUCCUUACUCGCCAUUCCCACCAAAGAAAGCUCGCAAGGAUUGCUUCUACUUCAACACACCAGCCAUGAUUAGCCCAAAACAUCUUCAAAAUGUCGACUCUUGUGAGAAUUGGCUGCCAAGAAGAGUGAUGAGCGCAUGGAGAAUAGCUGGAAUUUUGCACGCUAUUGAAGGCUGGAACGAGCACGAGUGUGGUAACAUGAUGUUUGAUGUUGACAAAGUAUGGAAAGCUAGUCUUGAUCAUGGUUUUUCCCCAUUAACCAUGUCGUCUGCUAUUGAAUCCAAGACCUAGAAAUAUUAGAUUGUUUCUAUGAAGAUCAUAUCUUGUAUGUGGUGACCUAAAAGUUUGUAAAAAUUAAUCAUCAUUUACUAGUUUGUUCUCAAUGUUACAGAGAUAAUGGUCAAUAAAACACCUAAAGUGUCUCUUUUUUGUUAGUUAA
Molecule: messenger RNA, 2185 nt
Organism: Capsicum annuum
Lineage: Eukaryota; Viridiplantae; Streptophyta; Magnoliopsida; Solanales; Solanaceae
Product: very-long-chain aldehyde decarbonylase GL1-5
Exons: 10
Coding region: 160-2037 (625 amino acids)
Biological process (GO): lipid biosynthetic process
Molecular function (GO): oxidoreductase activity; iron ion binding
Source: RefSeq, a predicted model, not a curated record